Molecule: messenger RNA, 944 nt
Organism: Cuscuta epithymum
Lineage: Eukaryota; Viridiplantae; Streptophyta; Magnoliopsida; Solanales; Convolvulaceae
Source: the annotation of a GenBank genome assembly
AUAUUUGAAACAUUCGAUUAGGCCGGAGCUCGAUCAAUUCUUCGCCGCCGCCGUUUCUAUCUUCCACCGGCCGGUCAGGACUCCUCAUUCAUCUUGCAAUGGCUGGUUUUUUUACGGUGCUUAAUUUCGUAUUAUUUUUGUUAUCAUUGGGCCGACUGCUGGUCAAAAUCUGGAGAAGUCCCAAGCCUAAAUCUCUCAUCGAAGUACAACUGUCCGCCCUUUCAGAGAAUUUUAUAGAUGACCUUCGAGAAUUAGUUGAAAAAUAUUCCGGCAGGGAGGAUUUUAGCAAUUAUGGCCGUGAAUUAGUGAAGCUCCAAACAGAGUACUACCGUAAAGUUACUGAAGUAUUGCCGUUGGAUAAUAAGAGCAUCUCCAAUGCUAUAAUGUCCACGGUGCACAUGUGGCAUGAGUGAUAGCCACAUAAGUAUUAGCAAAUAAAUUAUUUCUCUCCUUAUUUGAAUGAUUUUAUACAAUUUUGGUAAGUUUUUCCCUGCAAUGUCAACAUCAAUGUCAACAUUAGACGGUCUCCUUGACAUUGUGGACAAAAACUUACCAAAACUGUAUAAAAUCAUUUAAAUAAGGAGAGAAAUAAUUUAUAUACUAAUAUUUAUGUGGUCAUCUCUCAUGCCACGUGUGCACCGUGCACAUUGUACCAUUGAAGAUGCUCUAAAUGAACUAGAAUGUCAAGUAUCCAGAUCGAGGAACAUAAUAAAUGAGUGAGUUUGACUAUCAAGUAGAUUUAUCCAUCCAAGAAUUUAUAUAUUUACAUCCGGAGUAUAAAUUAGUACAUGUAGUCUUCUUAAUCGAUCUAUGCAACUUUCAAGAUUGAAGUAUUGUCAUGUGUAUUUGUGUAUUGGUUUGAUUGGUUACUACUUGUUACUCAAUAUAAUACUAGUACGUAGUAUUGUUUUUUAUUCAGUAUAUGGGACUAUAGACUAUGGAGA